Stegastes partitus (bicolor damselfish) is the source of this 4910-nucleotide messenger RNA. Its product is annotated as protein unc-13 homolog A-like. Gene Ontology annotation, molecular function: syntaxin-1 binding; phospholipid binding; calmodulin binding. NCBI's taxonomy places the organism in Eukaryota, Metazoa, Chordata, Actinopteri, Pomacentridae. The transcript has 38 exons. Gene Ontology annotation, cellular component: presynaptic active zone cytoplasmic component; synaptic vesicle membrane; neuromuscular junction. The annotation marks the transcript as partial. Gene Ontology annotation, biological process: synaptic transmission, glutamatergic; presynaptic dense core vesicle exocytosis; dense core granule priming. The record is from RefSeq and is a predicted model, not a curated record.
CGCUAUCAGAGAUGUCCCUGCUGUGUGUGGGAGUGAAGAAAGCCAAGCUGGAUGGACCCCAAGAGAAGUUCAACACAUAUGUGACUCUAAAGGUGCAAAAUGUGAAGAGCACAACCAUCGCUGUCAGGGGCAACUUGCCCAGCUGGGAGCAAGACUUCAUGUUUGAAAUUAACCGUCUGGACCUGGGUCUGACAGUAGAGGUGUGGAACAAAGGGUUAAUCUGGGACACCAUGGUCGGCACCGUCUGGAUUCCCCUCCGUAGCAUCCGGCAGUCAAAUGAGGAAGGUCCAGGGGAGUGGCUCACAUUGGACUCUCAGGUCAUCAUGACUGAUAACGAGAUCUGCGGCACCAAAGAUCCUACUCUCCACCUGGUGCUGCUCGAUACGCGCUUCGAGCUGCCUCUAGAUAUCCCUGAGGAUGAGGCACGGUACUGGGCUAAAAAACUGGAGCAGCUCAACGCCAUGAGGGACCAAGAUUAUUCAUACCAGGAGGAACAGGAACGCCCUCUCCGUGCGCCAGGAACCCAGUGCUGUAACUGGAGUCUGUGGGGAGACCAACAAAAUGAAGACCCAGAUAGUGCUGUGGACGACAGAGACAGCGACUAUCGCAGUGAAACCAGUAACAGCAUCCCCCCUCCGUACUACAGCACAUCCCAGCCCAACGCCUCUGUCCACCAGUAUCCCAUCAGCCACCAGCACCGCAGCUCCAGAAGUUUCUCGUACCCGCGCUCUGGCAACAGCCACGACCUCGACUACCACCAUCAGAGAACUGUCAGCCCUACAGGGAGCUAUGCAUCGUCUGCAGAGCUCAGCCGGUGCAGCAGUCAGCUGAGCGAGGAAGACUACGGCGGUGAGUACGGAGAGAGGGACCCUUACGAUGAGAAUGACUCCUACCACUCCUGCCACUCCUCCGUUAGCUACAGUAAAGGCUCUCCAGACUGGGACCCCGAUGAGACGCAGGGGGCGUACAGCGAUGAGGGUGGCUACAGCAAAGAUGGAGGAGAAGAGGGCGCUCUGUACGAGGAGGAUGACGGAGGAUUAUACGAGGGAGAAGAGGAAGGCCUCUAUGAGGAUGAGGAGAUGAUGUACGAUGAUGAGGAUCUGUACAAUUUGGACGGGACCCUCAGUGAGGACAUGGAGCCUCCGUUCACUCCUACUCCUACGUCAACUGCCCCUCCGACACUCGAUGCAUCCGGCUCUAGACCUCCUCUAGAGAAACAACCGUCCCUGCACCAACAGCAGCCUCCCACUCAGCCCCCUAACCAAACAUCCAACCAGGCUCAUCCUCCUGGGAUGGCACCAACAGCACAGCCCCCUUCUGGUCAGCAAGCAGCCCAACCACCUAAACAACCCCAGCCGCAAACACAGCCUCAGCCACAACCAGCCCCAUCCGCCACUUCUUUCUUCUCAAUGGCCAAACCUCUAACAGCUGCAGUUACAGGCUUGGCUUCGACUUUCCUGUCUUCUGUUCCCACUGCCCAGCCUGCCCAGUCUCACCCUCCAGCCUCAGCUGUACCUCCACAACACCAGUCUGCUCCAGCCAGCUCUGUCCCUCCAUCCCACCCAGCCACCUUGGCUAACUCAGCCGCCCAGCCCCCCUCCACUGCCACGGGCCCUUCCUCUCAGCAGCCCCCAUCCACUACGUCCCCUCAAUCCCAACUCAAUGAUCCUGCCACCACACAGUCAGCUGCUCUUGAGGACCAGGGUCCCCAGCAGGAGGAAGAGCCAUGGCUGGAAGAGGAAAGGAUGUUGGAGGAAGAGGCCAGGACACCCCCGGAUCAGCUUGAGGAGAAGAUUCCCAUGGAGCUGGAAGACGAGCAGUUCGAAGAGAGCAGACUGCUGACGCCAGUCGAGGAAAAAGAGAUGCCACCUGAGAGUCCUCCAGUUGUAGAGGAGCCCAAAGAGCCAGUUGACCCAGCAGUCAGAGCCAAAGAGAACUGGCUGAGGCUCUACAACAAGGUCUUAGAGCAGCUUCGGGAGGCUCGUGGAGAGACCUCCAGCUCGCUGUGGUUUGGUAAAGGAGGAAUGGGAGGCGCGCUCUUGAGUAUUGACAGCAUGCCUGACCUUCGCAAGAGGAAAGCCAUUCCUCUUGUCAGAGAUCUGGCGAUGUCUCUGGUGCAAAACUCACGCAAGGCUGGAAUCACCUCGGCCAUGGCUUCCACCACUCUGGGCAAUGAGGAGCUGAAAAGCCACGUUUAUAAAAAGACCCUGCAGGCUCUGAUCUACCCCAUCUCCUCCACUACUCCACACAACUUUGAGGUGUGGACAGCCACCACCCCCACCUACUGCUAUGAAUGCGAGGGAUUGCUGUGGGGUAUCGCACGCCAAGGCAUGCGCUGCUCUGAGUGUGGUGUCAAAUGCCACGAAAAGUGCCAGGAUCUCCUCAAUGCUGACUGUCUGCAGAGAGCUGCAGAGAAGAGCUCCAAGCAUGGGGCAGAGGACCGGACCCAGAACAUCAUCAUGGUCCUGAAGGACCGCAUGAAGAUCAGAGAGCGGAAUAAGCCGGAGAUCUUUGAGCUCAUCCAGGAAGUAUUUGCUCUCGACAAAACAGCACAUGGAACGCAGAUGAAACAAAUCAAGCAGAGCGUGCUCGACGGGACAUCCAAAUGGUCAGCAAAGAUCAGCAUCACAGUGGUGUGUGCUCAGGGCCUUCAGGCUAAAGACAAAACAGGCUCCAGUGACCCUUAUGUAACUGUUCAAGUUGGGAAGACCAAGAAGAGGACCAAGACCAUCUACGGCAACCUCAACCCUGUCUGGGAAGAGAACUUCCACUUCGAAUGCCACAACUCGUCUGACCGCAUCAAGGUUCGCGUGUGGGACGAGGAUGACGACAUCAAGUCUCGAGUGAAACAGAGGUUCAAACGUGAGAGCGACGACUUCCUGGGUCAGACCAUCAUCGAAGUCCGCACUCUGAGCGGAGAGAUGGACGUUUGGUACAACUUGGACAAAAGAACAGAUAAGUCUGCCGUGUCGGGAGCCAUCCGGAUGCACAUAAGUGUGGAGAUCAAAGGAGAGGAGACGGUGGCUCCUUACCACGUCCAGUACACCUGUCUGCAUGAGCAUUUGUUCCAGUACACCACCGAGGAGCAAAAUAGCGGGGUAGUAAAGAUUCCUGAUGCCAAAGGAGACGACGCCUGGAAGGUGUACUUUGAGGAGACGGCUCAGGAGAUUGUGGAUGAGUUUGCAAUGAGAUACGGAGUGGAGUCCAUCUACCAGGCAAUGACCCACUUUGCCUGCUUGUCAUCUAAAUACAUGUGCCCAGGGGUGCCAGCUGUGAUGAGCACCCUACUGGCCAACAUCAAUGCUUACUACGCCCACACCACCCAGUCCUCCAACAAUGUUUCUGCCUCGGACAGAUUUGCUGCAUCGAACUUUGGCAAGGAGAGGUUUGUCAAACUGCUGGAUCAGCUGCACAACUCCCUGAGGAUUGACCUGUCCAUGUAUCGGAAUAACUUCCCUGCCAGCAGUCCUGAAAGGCUACAAGACCUCAAGUCCACUGUUGACCUGCUGACUAGCAUCACAUUCUUUAGAAUGAAGGUCCAGGAGCUGCAGAGUCCCCCCAGGGCGAGUCAGGUGGUGAAGGAUUGCGUUAAAGCCUGUCUCAACUCCACCUACGAGUACAUUUUCAACAACUGCCACGACCUCUACAACAGGGAAUAUCAGACAGAUCCUUCAAAAGCUGUCCCUCCAGAUGAGCAGGGCCCCAGCAUCAAAAACCUGGACUUCUGGUCGAAACUCAUCACCCUCAUUGUCUCCAUCAUAGAGGAGGACAAAAACUCAUACACGCCUUGCCUUAAUCAAUUUCCCCAGGAACUCAAUGUAGGCAAGAUCAGCGCUGAGGUCAUGUGGAACAUGUUUGCACAAGAUAUGAAAUACGCCAUGGAGGAGCAUGAAAAGAACCGCCUGUGUAAAAGUGCAGAUUAUAUGAAUUUGCACUUCAAGGUUAAGUGGCUCUAUAAUGAGUACUGCAAGGAACUGGUCACUUUCCAGAAACAUGUACCUGAAUAUCCAGCAUGGUUUGAGCCGUUUGUCGUCAUGUGGUUGGACGAGAAUGAGGAAGUGUCCAGAGAUUUUCUCCACGGAGCCCUGGAGAGAGACAAAAAAGACGGGUUCCAGGUUACGUCAGAGCACGCCUUGUUCUCCUGCUCGGUGGUGGACGUGUUCUCUCAGCUCAAUCAGAGCUUUGAAAUCAUCCGCAAACUGGAGUGUCCCGACCCUCAGAUUGUUGGCAACUACAUGAAGAGAUUCGCCAAGACCAUCGGCAAUGUCCUGCUGUCUUACGCUGACAUCAUAGCGAAGGACUUCCCAAAUCAUGUCAAGAAAGAGAAAGUGCCAUGUAUCAUAAUCAAUAACAUCCAGCAGCUCAGAGUUCAGUUGGAGAAGAUGUUUGAGGCCAUGGGAGGCAAAGAUCUCAACGUGGAGGCCAGUGACUUCCUGAAGGAGCUGCAGAACAAGUUGAACAGCGUCAUGGACGACCUCAGCCGCAUCUUUGCCGUCAGUUUCCAGCCGCAGAUCGAGGACAACGUGAGGCAAAUGGGGGACAUCCUAGCCCAGGUCAAAGGUCAGACUGUCCCGGCCAACGGCAGUGUAGUUCAGGAGGCUGACAACGUCCUACAGCCCAUCAUGGACUUCCUGGACAGCAACUUGUCGCUGUUUGCUAAGAUCUGUGAGAAGACGGUCCUGAAGAGAGUACUGAAGGAACUGUGGAAACUGGUGAUGAACACGAUGGAAAAAACGAUUGUGCUUCCAACUCUUACCGACCAGACGGUUAUUGGCACUCAGAUGAUCUUUAAUGCUGCUAAGGAGCUCGGCCAGCUCUCCAAGCUAAAGGAGCACAUGGGCCGAGAGGAGGCCAAAGCUCUGACUCCGAAACAGUGUGCAGUGAUCGAGCUCGCACUGGACACUAUUAAG